Molecule: messenger RNA, 837 nt
Organism: Papaver somniferum (opium poppy)
Lineage: Eukaryota; Viridiplantae; Streptophyta; Magnoliopsida; Ranunculales; Papaveraceae
Exons: 6
Coding region: 60-518 (152 amino acids)
Biological process (GO): proteolysis
Molecular function (GO): cysteine-type peptidase activity
Source: RefSeq, a predicted model, not a curated record
CGAUCAAAGUUGAGUUGCAUCGCGAUGUGUUUGGUCAAACUGUAGAUGUGCCUAUACAUAUGGCACUAGAAGAUAUUGAGUUUGUUUGCACGUCUCAGAAACUUACGAACAAUGCUAUAGUCUUAUUCAUCCGAUUUUUGUAUGAAAAAUUGGAUGGCGAUGCACGCAAAACCAAGUUCGGAUUUAUGAAUCCAGCGGCAGUUCACUUUUCAGUCAAUAAAACAGAACUCGUGAAAAGUGUAUUAAAUAGACUGAAAGAUUCAGUGCCGAGUCGAAAAUACAUAUUUAUUCCUUGUAAUACAGGAAUUCAUUGGGUACUAAUUGUAUUUUUCGAUGGGGUAUUUUAUUACUUAAAUUCGUUGGAUGAGAAGUGUAGAUACAAACUAGAGGAGCAAAUGAGCACUGUUUCAAAAGCUUUAAGAAAAUUAGGUGUCAAACGAUCUGAAGAGAAAGUAUUCUGGGUGGACGUGAAGCACAACCCUAAACAAAAAGGAGAUUGGGAGUGUGGAUUUUUUUGAUGCUAUAUAUGAAGCACAUUAUAGAAAGUUAUGACACUUCAAUGAGGAACCCUAAGGAGAUGUUUAAGUCGGGGAUGAACUAUGGUACGACAGAAAUUGAUGAAAUCAAAAGGGAGUGGAUGGAUUAUAUUUCACCAAUUCUUGAGAAGUAUGAGAAAACAAUUUGAUGUUUUUCACCAAUUCUUAAGAAGUAUUGAGAAAAAAAUUGUUGUUUAGUUUGAAUUAAUUAAUUUAAUGACGUUUUAAAUACUGUCUUCCCUAGCUCCUUAUUUUAGUUUGAACUUUAAAGGAUUGGUGCAGCUAUGAUGCAAAUGGUGUU